This is a messenger RNA of Oxyura jamaicensis (ruddy duck), 530 nucleotides long. It is a transcript of the gene RPL27A, whose product is annotated as ribosomal protein L27a. Gene Ontology annotation, molecular function: structural constituent of ribosome. The record is from RefSeq and is a predicted model, not a curated record. Gene Ontology annotation, biological process: translation. The coding region runs from base 34 to 480 and encodes 148 amino acids. Gene Ontology annotation, cellular component: cytosolic large ribosomal subunit; ribosome. Lineage: Eukaryota; Metazoa; Chordata; Aves; Anseriformes; Anatidae. The transcript has 5 exons.
CGGCCUUUCCCUUCCCUCGCGCACGGCGGCAAGAUGCCUUCCCGGCUCAGGAAGACCAGGAAGCUGAGGGGACACGUCAGCCACGGCCACGGCCGCAUCGGCAAACACAGGAAACAUCCUGGCGGCCGUGGUAAUGCUGGUGGUAUGCACCAUCACAGGAUUAACUUUGAUAAAUAUCACCCUGGCUACUUUGGAAAAGUAGGCAUGAGACACUAUCACUUGAAGAAAAACCAAAAGUUCUGUCCUACUGUCAAUUUGGAUAAACUGUGGACUCUUGUUACUGAACAGACAAGGCUCAAUUAUGCAAAAAACCAGGCUGGACUGGCCCCGGUCAUCGAUGUUGUGCGCUCAGGAUACUACAAAGUCCUGGGCAAGGGCAAGCUGCCCAAGCAGCCUGUAAUUGUGAAAGCAAAGUUCUUCAGUAGAAGAGCAGAGGAGAAGAUCAAAGAAGUUGGAGGUGCCUGUGUGCUUGUGGCAUAAAGGCCAUUGUUUUAUUUGAAGUUUUGAAUAAAGACAAUGUGUAAAAUGUG